Messenger RNA from Plasmodium inui San Antonio 1, 810 nucleotides. RefSeq lists its product as hypothetical. The record is from RefSeq and is a predicted model, not a curated record. NCBI's taxonomy places the organism in Eukaryota, Apicomplexa, Aconoidasida, Haemosporida, Plasmodiidae. Bases 1 to 810 code for a protein of 269 amino acids. The transcript has a single exon.
AUGAUGAAAAUCACGAAAGAGAGGAAAAAGUACCGAAUUAGCACCCCCUAUGAUGAGGCGCAGAAGGUGGGCAUUAAGGCCAAGGCGGAAGAGCUGAAGCAGCUCAAAAGAAAGGAACUCAACGAACAGCAACAACGCAGCGGUGAACAGAAUGACCACGAAGAAACAAACGCAGCGGAAAGGUUUAUGCGCAUUUAUAAAGAGUACAUAGAGAAAAGUGAAGAAGUAGAGAAAUUUAAAAAAGAAAAUGAAGACCUGCAGGAAUCGAAGAAGAGAACUGGCAGUAGGAAAAAAAUAAAAAAAUUAAAUUUGAAGCUGAAGAAAAAUAACUUGAUAGCAAAGUUGGUAAAGAAUAAAGCCAUCAUUAAGGCAGGCAGAGCGUUCUUGUCUGUAUCGAAACAGAGGUGUAAGAAGACAAAUUUGUCAACCCAGGGAGUGAAGAAUAAAUCCGAGGAAGUGGCUACGAGGAUUAUCCCCCCAAUUCUCGCAAAAGUUCUGCGUGGGAACAAUUCGAAAGGGAAAAUCGGAGUGGAGAAGGUAACCACCAGGGACAGUACCCCAAAUGGAACGCCUCACAACUGCCUAGGUAGCACGCCGAGCGGUCCUCAUGUGAUGAAGACAAAAGAAGACUUGCUGAACCAGUACGAUGAUUUAAUUAAGGCCAGUGAAUUUAUCCAGAACCCGCUCGAAUUCGCCAGGCAGGUUAUUGAGCGACGGCAGAAGCAGGGCCACAAGAACGCUCCAAAGCAAAACGCGGCAACGAAAAACGUGACGAACAAAGGAAACACAAAGGGGAGACCUCCUUUUUGA